This is a messenger RNA of Cinclus cinclus, 609 nucleotides long. Its product is annotated as olfactory receptor 10C1-like. The annotation marks the transcript as partial. The record is from RefSeq and is a predicted model, not a curated record. Lineage: Eukaryota; Metazoa; Chordata; Aves; Passeriformes; Cinclidae. Gene Ontology annotation, molecular function: olfactory receptor activity. The transcript has a single exon. Gene Ontology annotation, cellular component: membrane. Gene Ontology annotation, biological process: G protein-coupled receptor signaling pathway.
UUUUCCAUCCUUUUCUUUGGAGUUGCUGAGUGUUUUCUCUUGGCUGCCAUGUCCCUUGAUGGUUAUUUUGCAGUUUGCUGCCCCUUGCAUUACACAAUUAUCAUGAGCAGCAGGGUCUGCAGAAGCCUGGUUGUUGGAGCUUACAUCUGUGGAACUGCUGUGGGCUUAGUUCACACCCUCAUCACCUUCAGCUCACCCUUGUGUGGUUGUGCCAUUGACCAUUUCUUCUGUGAGAUUCAGCCUCUCCUGGACGUGCUCUGUGGCAACACUCUCCCAAGUGAAAUCCAGGUCAUUGUGGUGGCUGUCUUUGCUAUUCUGAGUCCUUUCUCACUGGUCAUUUAUUCCUGUAUUCCUAUCGUUUCCACAAUUCUUCACAUGGCAUCAGCUGAGAGCCAGGAGAAGGCCUUUUCCACUUGCUCCUCACAGCUCCUGGUUGUGACUGUUUUUUAUGGCACUGCAGGCUCCAUGUACCUGCGGCCAAAAUACAGCUACUGUGCAUCUGUGGAUAAAUUCCUCUCCCUUUCUUAUUCUCUGGUGACUCCUUUAUUGAAUCCCAUCAUUUGCAGUUUGAGGAAUAAGGAGGUGAAAGGAGCCCUGAAAAAAAAAUGG